GCUCAGUCGUUGCCAUGGUGACAUCUCGACCUCGCUCUUGCCUGGAGGAAUUGUGGGAAGCUCGUAAGAUGGCGGCGUCGGUGCUCGAGGUGGUGUUGAGUUGUGAUGCCGGAGGUUCUCUAUGGAACUGCAACGUCUGGGAGCCGCGUUCGGGGACUUCGCUUACCAGCUACCGCGGAGGCAAUACGUCGGCCCGAGGCCUGUGCACCCUCGCUGGCGAGUAUCUCCUGGGAGCGCAGCUCGGCAAGAACUACAUCAGCGUGUGGGAACUGCAGAGGAAGGAUCAACUACAACAGAAGAUCAUCUGUCCUGGGGUUGUGACCUGCCUUGCUGCUUCACCUAAUGGACUUCAUGUUGCUGCUGGGAUUGGAGAGAGCAUCUACCUAUGGGAGGUUUCUACUGGAAAUCUCCUGUUGAUACUGAACAGGCAUUAUCAGAACCUGACAUGCAUUUGCUUCACUGAUGAUAGCAGUCAUUUAAUCUCGGGAGGAAAGGAUAAUCUUGUUCUUGUGUGGAGUCUGUGCAGUGUCUUGCAAGUCAACUUUGCUCAUGUGCCUGAACCUCGAUAUGUCUGGUCUCGUCAUACUUUGCCAGUGACAGACAUACACCGUGGAGUUGGAGGUCCCCUAUCUCGUGUUGCAACAGCAUCUCUCGAUCAAACUGUUAAACUUUGGGAAUUAUGCUGUGGAGAACUCCUGCUGUCUGUGUUGUUUGACGUCGGAAUCAUUUCUGUGACCCUCGAUCCUUGUGAAUAUUGUCUGUUCUGUGGAGGCAACGAUGGAUCGAUAUUUCAGGUUAAUUUGUUCACUGAGCCUGAUUUGAGAGAGAAGAACUUUCAGAUUGACAAAGAUGGCAGUCAAAUUUUCAAGGGACAUCGAAAUCAGGUGACUUGUCUGUCGGUCUCCAUGGAUGGAACUUUGCUAAUUUCAGGAUCACAAGAUGAGACAGUGAGACUGUGGGACAUUCAGAGCAAGCAGUGUCUGAGAACAAUCAAUCAUAAAGGGCCAGUGACAAAUGCCUUCCUGAUGGUUGCCUCAGCCAACAUGUUUAACCCUGACAGCAGACCCAGUCUGAGUCUCCCAAAAUUUAGCAGAUAUUUACACAGUUCAGAAAUUACAGAAAAUGAAGAGGGAGGUGCUAUAACACUAUCUCUUCAGCACAACAAAAAGGAGUCUCAGGAAAGUUACCUCAAAAAAGCUGAGGAGUUGUAUUCUGUUAUGUGUGCUGCCGCAGAUAAGCAUUUGCUGGGAGAUGGCGAGAACACAAAAAUGAGAGUGGCUGAGCUGGAAGACGAAGUGAAGACAUUGAAGAAAAUCAAUAGAGACUUGUAUGAUUUUUCAGUGCAAGUUCUGACCAAACAGACAUAAGUGAAGAAAUACUGCAAAUUAGGAAGCACCCAGUGUCAGGUCUCUGUUGGUAUUACAACAAUACAUUCAUUAGUGUUUAUAAAAUGAACUGCCAUAUUUAAAUAUUUCCACUUGUAGUCCCACUUAUAAGUUUGUUUAUCUGAAUUCUUUUUGCUGGGGGCUCAUUUGCUGAAUGCUUCUUCUCAUUUACAUGUAUUCACAUCUACUUAAGUCAGAUGUUUCUUUAGCUGCUUUUAAGCUGUACUUGUUGGCCUGUUAACAAUCUUGAUUCCAAACAUAUGAGUCCAAUCCUAGUUAGGACCCGAAUAUAAAUUUGCCAGAUUCUUUAAAACCUUUGGAUUGGGGGACCCAGUUGAUACUAGAUCUUCCUGGUGAUUUUUUAUGGAGAGGAUAUUGCUUUCUCCUUUGUUUGAAUUGUAUUUUGAGAAUCAGUUUGUAAAUAUAAUCGAGCCAUACAUAUGAAUUCCACAUUUGACCUCUUGAACCCUGUUUGUACUUCUAACUUUUCUCCAUUAGUUUGUUCUGUUUGAAAGUUAUGGAUUUGGAAACUUAAAAAGGAUUGUUUGUCCAUUACCUAGCUGGGUUUAAGAUCUGUUACCUGUAAAGGAAACCUGGAUUUAAAUCAUAUCUGUGGCUUGAGGCUCCAUGGUGUACACAUUGUCCAAUCUUUCUGAUGAUAAGAGACAUUCAAAUGUUUAAAUAAUAAUUGCAAAUUCUCUGUAGACUGUGAAGUAUUAGGUGUCUCCUAUUCCAUUUCUCCUGUUCUCCUGGUCAAUUCUCUGGCCUCUGAUUAGAUAAUGAUGUAUGUGGGUCAUUCUGGAAUUCAUAUCGGAUUUAUCCUGACUGUGGUUUCCCCUCUUCCUGUGGGAGAUUGCCUUUACUUGACCACUUUUCCACAGUGUUUUAAUUGUAAUCAGGAACUCAGUGUGGGAAAAUUGCUGGCAUAGAUCCACAUCCCAUUUUGGGCAUUCCAGUAUGAUCAAUCACCAAGACAACGAUUGGAAUUGCAAUGUCUACACAGUUACUGGAGUAACUGAUUUGAUCAUGUAAUACAAGUCACACACGUUAACUUUUAUUAUUAUGAUUUUUGUUUCUAUUUAUGUCAAUCUAACCGGCAUCUCCAACUCAUAACUGUAGUUUGAUUGACAGGAGCAUUUAGAAUCCCAGUCCCCCUUAUGGUAUAUUUGCAUUCUACACUGUGCCUCAUAUUUGAAUUGUCUAUUCUCUCUUUUAUUUGUGGGAAAUUUGUACGUAUCUGGAGCAUCUGACAUUUUUAAAAUAAAUGUUUUGAAAUAAA
Molecule: messenger RNA, 2664 nt
Organism: Hemiscyllium ocellatum (epaulette shark)
Lineage: Eukaryota; Metazoa; Chordata; Chondrichthyes; Orectolobiformes; Hemiscylliidae
Gene: wdr18
Product: WD repeat domain 18
Exons: 10
Coding region: 15-1367 (450 amino acids)
Biological process (GO): rRNA processing; DNA-templated DNA replication
Cellular component (GO): nuclear pre-replicative complex
Molecular function (GO): protein binding
Source: RefSeq, a predicted model, not a curated record